AUGCAUCCGCACACAUCCAUCGCAAAAAUUCUAUAUUCACAUCAUUCACAUCCACGACAAAAACACUGCCGAGACAAAAACAAUAAAAAAAAGAAUGAAUAAUACUAAAUGAAAAAGGGGGUGGUUGUGCAGUAAGUUUCGUGUCAAUAAACUUUCACUUCUAUCAAAUUUUGCUGUUGUUUACACAAAGGAUCAUUUGUCGUGCGCUUUUUACUUCGUGAAUCAUUAAAGUCUGCAUGUAACAAUGUAGACUAUUGGAAUUCGAUUAGUGUUUUGUAUUUUAUACUCCAGUUUUGAUUAUGGCAUUGUUUUUCAUUGAACAUUGGUCGAUCGAGAGUAGUACGCUCAACUCAGCGCAUGAAGUGAUAAUGUUUGAUUAGUAGAGCAAAGAACCAAUGAAAUUGAUUAAAUUUCAACACGCUUGAAAACAAGGAAGUGGAUUUUACAUUCAAAUUCUAUUGAAGAUUUAAUGUACUACUAACCAACCGACCAUGCCGUCACUAAGGCAGCGCAUGACCACAUAUUUUCGUCAGUUAAGUUUCAUUGCCGAACCACGAGACGAUUCGCGCAUAACUGCCACGCUAAGUCCUCGAAAUCGUCCAGAUGAUGGUUCGUUCAUCACAAAGUAUCUCGAAGGGAAAAUAUCGAAAACAUGCACAACGUCGUGUGAAAUACAACACGGCAAGGAUCCGAAUGAACUUCCAGACAUUAAAUUGAAAUCUUAUGAAACUGGUGCGAGUACAAUCACAGCCGCGUGCACUGGUCCUGACGACGGACUGACGGCCGUGAAACGGUCCAGACUGCAUCUGAGUGCGGGACCGGACACUGACAUUGAUUUCAUCGACACAAAUCAAGAUCAGGACUUGGACAUUCGCAAAAGUUCCAUCACCACAAAGCCGAAGCAAUUCUCGCGAUUUCGUUCCGAUCAGAAUGCGAACAAACCAUUCACUCGACCGCGUAAGGGGUCGAGAACGCAUGAACAGCAACAGGAAGCCAUUGCAGCGGAUACUAAAAGUGAAAAGAGCGAAAAGGCUACAAUCAAUGUGAUCGUGAGUUUAGUGAGUACAACAACGACGGUGAAAUCGAUGGAUACGACAAAGAGUAAAAUCGAAAAAUCGUUGAAACUGAGUGGAGGUGAUUUCAACCGAAACGACGUUACUGGCACCGACAAUGCUACAGUCAUAAGCAAUAGCAAAGAGAACUUGCCGAAUCGAAUCUCUAACGACAUUAAGGUGAAAGAUAUUGAUGAGGUGAAGGACGUGCCGGUGGUUAAUCCAAUAGAGUCUGUCGUCGCGGGAGUAUCCAACUGGAAAUAUGAGAACGAUCAUGCAUACGGAAUCGCAGUGUCGUUGUACGAAAAAAACUAUUUGACAAAAGAGCACGCCGGAAAUCCGAUUGCCGAUUGUUUCGGUCUAGUGGUAAGAGGCAACUCAGCUGCUAUGUCAAUCGCGGAUGGGGUUAAUUGGGGCGAAGGUGCACGACUCGCUGCUCGCUCUGCCGUUCAGGGAAGCUUAGAGUAUCUGGACACAGCUUUAUUUGGUCAAGUUCCUGGUGGAAUGGCAACUACCACACGAGAAGUGUUUGUAAGCCUCUUGAGGAGCUUCUGGGAAGCGCAUGCAUGCAUUUUAGAAAUAGGCGGAGCCUUAACUACACUAACAGUAGCGGUAGUGCUGCCACUGCAAGAAGAACAUUCGAAUGGGAAGUAUGUUGUUUGUGCGUGUAAUGUUGGUGAUUCCUUCGGCUAUGUUUACUCCAAGGAAUAUGGAGUGCGAGAGAUAACCCAAGGCUCUCAUGACAUUACGUCGAUGCGUGACAUUCGAGAUGCAAUGGGAGCUCUGGGUCCGGUGGACGGAAAUAAGCCUGAACUCGGGAAUCUCACUCUAUCCAUGACAGUAGUAGAUGCCGGUGAUAUAGUAUUUCUAACAUCCGAUGGAAUUAGCGACAACUUUGAUCCGGUUGUUGGCAAAUUCGCAGAGCCCUUCACCACCGAAGCUCUACAGAUCCCAAAUCAACAAUUAGCACCCAAAAGACAAAACAAAAGCACAUCUGCCAUUCAGUCCGGUUCUACCAAUCGCUUCAGUCUCCCACCAAUCCAAAGCAAGCCUUCGAAGCAACCGAAAACUACAGUACCAUCCGCUCCAGUUCGGCCACCGCGUCACAAAAAGCAAUCGUCAAACACGCAAUCAUCGACUGCAGCCACCAAUCAUGAAUCAGUACCAUCGUCCAACCGUCCCAAAUUUCUUCGUGCACAUACGGUCAUAGAGCCGCGAAACAGCCUUACGAAAACGCCGGUGAUAAAAUUUCCGAAAUCAGCAUCCGGUUUGCCACUUGUAACCGGACCGCAACGACACACUCUGACAUUACUCCGGUUGGAGGAUCUAUUGUGCUACGGCAUAAAUGGAACGUUGCAACCGUGUCCGUCAGCCCGAAAUUUAUGUCACCUGUUGGUUGAUUUUGCCAAAAUGAUCACAUCGGCCAAACGAAACAUCCUUGAGCAACGCGAAUUAUUUUACCGCACCACGAUUGAUGCGAACGGAGUGAAACGGGAAGACGAGCUGACAAGAGCGCAGCAAAGAUAUGCCAGGAAACGGAUUGUGGAAGGUACAACCUUUUCAUCGCUACCGGGAAAAUUAGAUCAUGCGACCGUAGUUGCUUUUACAGUUGGCUCGCACAUUGCCGGCGAGGCUAAUCGCAAUUCAAUUUAUAACGAAACCGACUUUUAGUUUAGAACUGAAGUGUGUGCGGGGGAUUAUAGACGGCUGAUUGGUAGAGCUUGCCUUUCUAGAUACAACGUGAAAUGAGUCCGCAAUAAAAACAGAGAAUUAAAUGAAUGUCUAUUGGAUCAAUAUAUUGUAACGCUUUCAAUUGUAUGAAUUAAAACAAAACAUUUUUAAGUCAA
This is a messenger RNA of Bradysia coprophila, 2899 nucleotides long. RefSeq names its product PP2C-like domain-containing protein CG9801. The record is from RefSeq and is a predicted model, not a curated record. NCBI's taxonomy places the organism in Eukaryota, Metazoa, Arthropoda, Insecta, Diptera, Sciaridae.